This is a messenger RNA of Erigeron canadensis, 1337 nucleotides long. Its product is annotated as binding partner of ACD11 1-like. The record is from RefSeq and is a predicted model, not a curated record. The transcript has 6 exons. Gene Ontology annotation, molecular function: RNA binding. Bases 1 to 1272 code for a protein of 423 amino acids. NCBI's taxonomy places the organism in Eukaryota, Viridiplantae, Streptophyta, Magnoliopsida, Asterales, Asteraceae.
AUGGCUAAUUUUUUGGUGUUUGUUGCUAUGGCUGGUACUGAACCGAAGACUGAAACAAAUGUUCCUCCUACUAUUACACCUACGCCGCCGGCUCCAAUGACUGGUACUGAACCAAAGACCGAAACUGAUGUUCCUCUUACUGAUACACCUAAGUCACAGGCUUCUGUGGGUGGUACUGAACUGAAGGCCGAAAUUGCUGUUUCUCCUACUCAAUCACCCAAGUCAGCAGUCAUUGCUACAGAACAGAUAAAAACAGUCAAUGUGACUAAUGUCUCAAAAGAUGUCACCGAGAAGGAUAUCUGGGAAUUCUUCUCCUUUUCUGGCAAUAUCCAUUACAUUGAAUUGAAAAGCGAAAGUGAAAAAACGCAGCACGCAUUUGUCACCUUCAAGGAAUCACAGGGAGCAAAUACAGCAGUUCUUUUGACGGGAGCCACAAUUGGUGAGCUACCAGUUUCAGUAAGCCAUGUUGAGAAUUACAAGCUGCCUCCAGAGGCUCCUCCUCUAACACAGCCAGGGUCACCAGGUACAAAUGCAGAUAGGAAACAUGAAGUCGCACAAAAGGCCGAGGAAGUUGUAAGCACCAUGCUUGCGAAGGGUUAUGUUCUGGGAAAAGAUGCCUUACAAAGGGCCAAGUCAUUCGACGAAAAACACCAAUUCACAUCCAAUGCCUCUGCUAAGGUUGCUUCCCUUGACCGUAAAAUGGGUUUAACCCAGAAGAUAAGCACAGGAACGGCUGUUGUUAAUGAAAAGAUGAAAGAAGUGAAUGAACGUUACCAAGUUACUGAAGCAACAAAAUCGGCCAUUGCUAAAGCUGAGCAGAAGGCAAACAGUGCCGGUUCGGCACUCAUGAGCAAUCGGUAUGUAUCUAGUGGAGCUACGUGGGUUUCAGGUGCUUUUUAUGCAAUUGCAAAAGCAGCUGGAGGCGUGGGCUCAAAGACUAAAGAAAAGGUUCAGGAAGCUGAGAAGGAAAAGGAGGGGUCAGCAACUAAAGAGAAGGUUCAAGAGGCUGACAAGGAAAAGGGAGGGUCAGAGACUAAAGAAAAUGUCCAAGCUGAAGAGAAAAAGGAUUCGUUAGAGACCGAAGAGAAGGUUCAGAAAGCUGAAGUGGAAAAGGAUGGGUUGAAGACUGAAGAGAAGGUUUGCAAAGCUGAAGAGGAAAAGGACGGGUCGAAGACUACAGAGAAGGUUCAUGUUGAUGAAUCUUCAAAUACAGAUUCUUCCGUCGUACCUGUCAAAACAUCUGAUGACAAAAACAAUCUUCCAAUUCAGUGAAGAUCCAUUUUAUUGUCUGUAAUAUAGAAUAUGACUAGUUACAAAUGUAAGUACACGUAUUAUAC